AUGGCAUUUAACAGAACCUUAAAGGGGAAACCAAAGGCAGUGGGAUCCAGAAUUGUAGUGUUGGGCGCAACCGUGUGUGCAAUUGCUCUUUUGUUCCUACUGUCCUCAGUUGUAUUCACAACUGAUUCCCCAAAAUCCCAAUACAUUAAGUACUCUAGCUAUGACAACAAGUACCUGUAUUGGGGCACACGAAUCGAUUGCCCUGGAAAACACUGUGGAUCCUGUGAGGGUUUGGGUCACCAAGAAUCUAGCCUUAGGUGCGCCCUUGAAGAAGCUGCCUAUCUCCGCAGAACUUUUGUUAUGCCGUCCAGGAUGUGUAUCAAUCCUAUACACAAUAAGAAAGGGAUCCUUCAUCAUUCAACUAAUGCUACUUCGGAGGAUCAUUGGGCGGCAAGUUCUUGUGCCAUGGACUCUUUAUAUGAUGCAGAACUCAUGUCGGAGACUGUCCCUGUAAUUUUUGACAAUUCAAAAGAAUGGUAUAAGGUUCUAUCGACCAGCAUGAAGCUCGGAGACAGAGGAGUUGCUCACGUGGCAGCAGUUAGUCGGGUCGAGCUUAAAGAAAACAAUCAGUACUCUAACUUAAUGCUCAUAAACAGAACUGCUAGCCCUCUUUCUUGGUUUAUGGAAUGCAAGGACCGAAACAACCGUAGUGCUAUAAUGUUACCAUAUUCGUUUCUGCCCUCAAUGGCCUCAAAAAAACUAAGAGAAGCCGCAGAUAAGAUCAAAGCACUACUUGGUGAUUAUGAUGCAAUCCAUGUUCGUCGUGGGGAUAAAAUAAAAACCAGGAAGGACAGGUUUGGCGUGUCGAGGACCCUGCAUCCACACCUUGAUAGGGAUACCCGCCCUGAGUUUAUUCGUUGUAGAAUAGCAAAGUGGGUUACCCCUGGAAGAACCUUAUUUAUUGCUUCAAAUGAAAGGACUCCAGGAUUUUUUUCACCGCUUUCUGUCAGGUAUAGAUUGGCAUAUUCAUCAAACUAUAGCCAUAUAAUAGAUCCAGUGAUUGAGAAUAACUACCAAUUAUUCAUGAUAGAGAGGCUUAUAUUGACGGGUGCUAAAAGGUUCAUAAAAACAUUCAAGGAAGAUGAGACAGAUCUUAGCCUUUCUGAUGACCCAAAAAAGAAUACUAAAAAAUGGCAGAUACCUGUUUACGAUGGGGAUGAUACUUGUUGA
Lathyrus sativus (Indian pea) is the source of this 1170-nucleotide messenger RNA. The record is from the annotation of a GenBank genome assembly. NCBI's taxonomy places the organism in Eukaryota, Viridiplantae, Streptophyta, Magnoliopsida, Fabales, Fabaceae.